CAUUAAUUUAGACGGGCGAUUGGCUCUAUCUUCACCUUCAGGCUAGACCCUGCUUGGUUCCAUAAACAAAGAAAAGCACAGUAGAUUAAACUUCGGCGUCGAGCCCAGAAACGCUGCAAUGUCAAAUGCAAAAUUUACUCCAAUUAUGCCCCACUUCCUCAAGCCCCUCUUACCAGGCUUCCACAAGCAGCUUUCAAUUCCUCUUUCAUUUUUCAUCAAGUACUUAAAGGGUCAGAACUGUGAAAGAGCUGUACUGAGGAGCUGUGGUAGCAGAACAUGGUCCGUCAAGCUUAAGGGCCGGAGAUUUGAAGAUGGCUGGGAAGAGUUUGCUCGAGACCAUGAUUUAUAUGUUGGCGAUGUCUUGGUGUUCAGACAUGGAGGAAACAUGGUGUUUGAUGUUAUGGUUUUUGACACGAGGAGUGCCUGUCAGAGAGAAUAUCCACUGUUUGCUAUGAAAGGCAAAGACCAAAAGAAAAGUUCAGCAAAAAGAUUUGGCAAGCAACUUGAGAAAUGUACAAGCACUUCGUUCAAGCAUGAACACCCUUAUUUUGUGGCAACUUUGAAGCCUAAUAACCUGAAAGUUUCUAAACUGAAUAUUCCAAGAAAAUUUGCAAGGUCCAAUGGUCUGACUGACAGAUUCUGUGAGAUGGUUCUUGUUGAUCAACAAGGGAGAUCGUGGAUAGCAAAUUUACGGCACAAGAAGUCAGAUGGCCAAGUCUAUAUUGGGCGCGGUUGGAGAAACUUGUGCAUUGCAAAUAACCUCAAGGAAGAGGAUUCUGUCCUACUUGAGCUCAUUGGAAACGGGAAGAAACCUAUAUUUAAACUUGAGGUUGCAAGAGAUUCUAGUGCCAAGACAAAGCCAAAUCAUCCUGAUUCCAAGGCCGGUGAUUGGAGCUGUUUCUGUGAAGGAUCGAGCAGGUGCUGACAGUGAAUUGCCAUGUAGUGAACAACUGAGUGAUCUUUUUGUGUAGAGUUAUAACAAUAACUUCGUUUGCUUUUGGAGCAGUGAAACAUGGUUUCCAGAAAACAUGUACUGAGCAAAAAUGUUGUUUCUUGUAUCUUGCAUUUCAUGUAAGUCCCAUAGUGUGUGGAGCAAGUGGAGAUCUUACAAAACUUAUAAGCAGAAAGUAGUAAGCAGUCGAUCAGUUUUUUUUU
Theobroma cacao (cacao) is the source of this 1155-nucleotide messenger RNA. Its product is annotated as putative B3 domain-containing protein REM15. NCBI's taxonomy places the organism in Eukaryota, Viridiplantae, Streptophyta, Magnoliopsida, Malvales, Malvaceae. Gene Ontology annotation, molecular function: DNA binding. The record is from RefSeq and is a predicted model, not a curated record.